Messenger RNA from Schizosaccharomyces cryophilus OY26, 2104 nucleotides. Its product is annotated as CDK regulator. NCBI's taxonomy places the organism in Eukaryota, Fungi, Ascomycota, Schizosaccharomycetes, Schizosaccharomycetales, Schizosaccharomycetaceae. Gene Ontology annotation, cellular component: nucleus. The transcript has 3 exons. Bases 1121 to 1963 code for a protein of 280 amino acids. The record is from RefSeq and is a predicted model, not a curated record.
UUUUUAGUUUAUUUUAUUUCAUUAUUUGCAACGCUCGUUUCUUCCUUUAGCAAACAAGGUCCACUGAAGAACUCCGUUUACGUUUACUUCUACAGAACCACUCAUCAUUUCUCAAUUAUGCCUCAUCUGCAUGCUAGCGACAUAGAACCGUAUUGAAUGAGACUGAACCUGUGUCACUCCCAGCUCUAUAGCCUGGAACACCGACUUACAUAGUGCUACAACAAUCAGAAUUCUGGUCUAAUGAUGAUAUACUGCCAAGACUACAGGAUGUUACACGGUACUUGGUGAGUAAUGGUGACAUUAAAGCUGCCCUGUUACUGAAUGGGUAGAUAUACUCCAAGCUAACGAGUAUGAUCGUGCUAUUACUGAAGAGGAUAUAUCAAAUAUGAGAGGGGUUGAUUACCAAACGAUAGACCCGCUUGAUCUACAUAAGGUCCGCCACUCGAAAUCGUUCACUCUCCCAGAGAAUCUUCACAACUACAUUACUUAGGUAUUGGACGAUACUGUGAAGUACUAUAGUUCUAAUUGUAGUGAUUAAGAUGCUUUAUUAAGCAGGUUGCUAACAUCUGAUUAUUUAUGUUGUUUUAAACAAAGGGUGUAGGUGAUCUAUCAUGCCUUUCGUAGUAGUAUUAGCCUAUGUUGAUACAACUAAGAAAGCUACUAUGCUAGUGACACAUACAAUUAACCACCUUGUAAACAUGUAUAAAUAACAUUGCUAAUAGGCGAACGACAGCUUUUCAUUUAUGUAUAUUUGCUCAAGUCCUAGUGUCAACAAUUUAAUGGAAAUCGUUCUAGUUGUCUGCCUUUUGUUUUCUUCUGCCAUUGUAAAACUACGAACUGGUGUGAGCUGUUUAAUUAGAAUCCAAUUUAAAUAGAAAAAGUAUCUAUACUACACCUUUUUUUGUUUUUUUCUUUCUUCAAAACCAAGCUUGAGAAAUCUGAACCGCUUACCUUGUAUUACAAAAUCGAAAUAAAUUUCUUCUUUUAUAUUUCUUACAAUUCAUCCUUUACUUAUUUUAUUUUUAUUUUUAUUGAAUUCUUUCUCAUAAACAUCAUUUUCUCUUCUCAAAACGUUUGUACUUCUCUGCAAACCUCUAUCCUACUGCCCAUUUACAGCACCAUGGCAAAACGAUAUAAUGAUGAGUCGGAAGACACUCAAAUGAAUGAGAUUAUGAAAGCUCCAGAUAUGGAUUUCAUAAAUAUUGAUUUUGAAUUUUUUGACCCUCAACCUAUUGACUUUCAUGCCUUUAAAAAUUUGUUGAAACAGUUGCUAGGCUAUGAUCACACAAACGUUAACAUUAGUGCUCUCUCUGAUUUAAUUUUAAGCCAACCUUUACUAGGAUCUACUGUCAAGGUCGAUGGAAAUAAUUCUGACCCUUAUGCUAUGCUUUCUGUCAUUAAUCUUAACAGCAGAAGAGAAGAGCCGGUGAUAAAGGAACUUACCUCCUAUGUACUAUCUAGAAUUUCAGCUUCUAACCCUAACAUGGAGAAGCAAGUUCGUGAGUUAUUGUCUCCAGAAUCGAAAGCACAGGUUGGUUUAAUUGUCAACGAACGGUUGAUCAACAUGCCCGUUCAGGUUAUCCCUCCUAUGUACAACAUGCUUUUAGAAGAAAUGCAAUGGGCUAUCGAUGAAAAUGAACCUUACAACUUUACUCAUUAUCUCUCGUUGUCAAGGACGUACGUCGAGGUCGCUUCCAAGCUCGAUGACGAAGAUGAACGACCCAAAAAGAAAGGUAAAAAGGCAGGAGAACAAGAAAUUUGUUACUUCCAUCCAGAGGAUGAACAAUUUCGUCAAGCUGCAUUGUCCGUUGCCGAUUAUCCUUUUGCCAACCAGGACUUCAACCCUGAUGCCAACCGAGUGUUCCAGGAUGCUGGUAUCAAACCUCAAGGAGAAUUGAUUUUGCUGUCACAUGACGCUUUCAAGUCCUUAGUACCUCAACUGUUAAAUGUGUACAGUGCUUGAUACAUACGACUACGCCUCCUAAAAAUUCAAAAACAUCUUUUACUUGAUUUCGUUACUUUGGUUUUGCUGGGAAUUUGGAUCUUUAGGUUUUUUCUGGAUAAAUAAAUAGUAUAUUCAUAUUCAAAAUAAUUUGUAUCAAAA